Messenger RNA from Sycon ciliatum, 1246 nucleotides. Its product is annotated as glycine cleavage system H protein-like. Gene Ontology annotation, cellular component: cytoplasm; cytosol; glycine cleavage complex. The transcript is spliced from 5 exons. Bases 108 to 617 code for a protein of 169 amino acids. Lineage: Eukaryota; Metazoa; Porifera; Calcarea; Leucosolenida; Sycettidae. The record is from RefSeq and is a predicted model, not a curated record. Gene Ontology annotation, biological process: glycine decarboxylation via glycine cleavage system; protein lipoylation.
ACCUGGGAUCAUUGUCGAUUCCGUGCGGCUUUUGUUGUGGCUGGACUGAUCGGCUGCGGCUGGCCGUCUUUUCCCCUUCUUGCUCGUGCUCGUACUUGUCUUUUCAAAUGGCGGCGUUGAGAACAGCGUUCGUCCGGGGAGCGUGCAGUAGUUUGUUUCAAGGCUCUAAAUGCAUUCGACCCAGCGCAGCAUUUGUACCAAAAAAUUUGGGCAUACACCACCGAUGUGCUAGCAUUAACUUGCCGACUAAUCUGAAAUACACGUCCUCGCAUGAGUGGGUGGACGUUCAGGAAGACAAUGUGGCACGAGUUGGAAUUACAGAUUUUGCCCAGACCGAGCUCGGAGAAAUUGUAUUUGUGGACGUAUCGCCAUCCUCCGAAGCACUGCAGACCGGUGCAAACUUUGGAUGCUUGGAAGCUGUGAAGACUGUCAGCGACCUUGUAAUGCCUGUGCAAGGCGAGGUUGUGGAAGUGAACAGCGAGCUUGAGUCCACACCGGAUCUCAUCAACAAGCAGCCGUAUGAAGAUGGCUGGAUUGCCAAGAUCAAACUGUCCAACCCAAGCGAGGUGGACAGCUUGCUUGAUCACGAGGGCUACCGUAAGCUCGUCGACAACUGAUCGAUGCGGGACGUACCGAUAAUCGUGCGUGGCACUUGACAAGAUUUGGAUUCUUCUUUUCGCUACGCGUGGUGGCGGGCAGCCCGCUUACUUUGAGUUUGGUUUGGGUUCUUCCCUUGAAGCUACCGCGUGAGGAUGCUUGCGCUUUUUGGCGGCUUUGCUGCCGCGGACGCCCUCUGAAGUCUCUAUAUUUCUCUCCGCUCUCUCUCUCUCUCUCUCUCUCUCUCUCUCUCUCUCUCUCUCUCUCUCUCUCUCUCUCUCUCUCUCUCUCUAACUUUUUUUUCUCCUUCGUUUAGUCUUGUGUUCAGUCCUGCUUUGGCCAUUUUAGACCCUGACUAUUGGUACUUCAAAGUAGAUAUCUGGUCUACCUCUAACUGUACCACUGUACCCACCGCUUUAGGAACGCAUCCAGUUUUAGUUGUUCCUUGUAUAUACUAUUACAUGGACCUAACUGUAUUGUAUUUGACCAUUCUCCAACCAACCCCUUCUCCCAUGCUUUCUCCCAUGCUGUUUUUUCUGCUUGGGAUAAUGAUGGCCGUGAGGACUUGCCGUCAUUUCAAUCCAAGCGUACCCUCAAUGACCACAUGCGCCUUGCAUCAACAGUAGGCUAAGUUGUUUUUUGGCGGCAA